Messenger RNA from Symbiodinium pilosum, 361 nucleotides. NCBI's taxonomy places the organism in Eukaryota, Dinophyceae, Suessiales, Symbiodiniaceae. The record is from the annotation of a GenBank genome assembly.
AUGCUCAUCGUGUUCUGCCUCUCUGCCCUGGCCUCCAACAAGUGGCUGGACGAGCGCAGGACUCGCCAGGAGGGCGAGGAGUACACCGACGCGGUGGGCCGCCUCACGGAGGCCGUGAACCGGCGGGCGCCGCAGCUCCGCCACAUCGAACGACGUCAGUACGGUUUCCGGGUCCGCCCCAACUACGGGGAGGCCACCAACUACGUGACCUCGCACUUCAACCGGACGGAUUGGCACCCAGCGGAAGGCUUUGCAAGCGCUGCUGAAGUUGCGGCUUCGGGCGCAGAAGCGGUGGCUGCAGCAACGGAAGCUGCGGCGGCAGGAGGCGCCUUGGCGACGGCCGGCGAGAUAGCCUUGGGCG